AGUAAAGUCUCCACCCACCAGCCUGGAGUCAGAAGCUCCCCAGACCCCAGCAAUGCUGGUCAUGGGGCCCCCAAUACUGCUCCUGCUGCUGCUUGUGAGGCCUCUGGCCCCGACAGAGUCACGGGCUGGCUCCCACUCUCUGAGGCUUUUAGAAAUGGUGAUGUCCCAGCCAGGCUUCGGGGAGCCCUGGUACCUCGCCGUGGGCUACGUGGACGACACGCAGUUCAUGCGGUUCGACAGCGACUCUCCGGAUCAGAGGGUGGAGGUGCUGGCGCCCUGGGCGGGGCAGGUGGGGCAGGAGGAUCAGGACGAGGAGACGCGGAACCGAAGACACUCGGCGCAGAGGCUCCAAGCGCUCCUGGAGGACCUGCGAGGCCGCCGCAGCCAGAGCCACAACGGGUCUCACACGAUCCAGAGGACUCUGGGCUGCGACGCGGGGCCCGACGGGCGCCUCCUCCGCGAGUACGAUCAAUCCGCCUACGACGGCGCCGAUUACAUCGCCCGGCGGGACCUGCGCGCCUGGACCGCGGCGGACACGGCGCCUCAGAUCACCCGGCGCGAGGGGGAGGAGGAAGGUCGGGCAGAGCAGGACAGGAGCAGCCUGGAGGGCAGGUGCAUGGAGUGGCUCCCAAGACUCCUGGACAUGGGGAAGGAGGCGCUGCAGCUCAGAGGCCCCCAAAGGGCAUUUGUGACCAACCACGCCAUCUCUGAGCAUGAGGUCACCCUGAAGUGCUGGGCCCUGGGCUUCUACCCUGCGGACAUCACCCUGACCUGGCAGCGAGAUGGGGAGAACCUGACCCAGGCCAUUGAGCUGGUGGAGACCAGGCCUGGGGGGGAUGGAAACUUCCAGAAGUGGGCGGCUGUGGUGGUGUCUGCUGGAGACCAGAAGACAUACAAGUGUCAUGUGCAGCAUGGAGGGCUGCUAGAACCCCGAGUCCUGAAUUGGGGUGGACAAGGAGGAAGCUGCAUUCAGGCUGCAGCCUUGUGCUGGCCUGAGUGUUACAGGAUGUAUUUUUGCCCACAUUUUAUGGAUCCCCUGGUUUAAACUACUUCACACCUGCGAGAAUGGCCCGUAUCCAGAAGACU
Messenger RNA from Talpa occidentalis (Iberian mole), 1086 nucleotides. Its product is annotated as class I histocompatibility antigen, Gogo-C*0101/C*0102 alpha chain-like. Gene Ontology annotation, biological process: positive regulation of T cell mediated cytotoxicity; immune response; antigen processing and presentation of endogenous peptide antigen via MHC class Ib. The record is from RefSeq and is a predicted model, not a curated record. Gene Ontology annotation, cellular component: external side of plasma membrane. Gene Ontology annotation, molecular function: peptide antigen binding; signaling receptor binding. NCBI's taxonomy places the organism in Eukaryota, Metazoa, Chordata, Mammalia, Eulipotyphla, Talpidae.